Messenger RNA from Clarias gariepinus (North African catfish), 4371 nucleotides. RefSeq names its product sorting nexin 19b (gene snx19b). NCBI's taxonomy places the organism in Eukaryota, Metazoa, Chordata, Actinopteri, Siluriformes, Clariidae. Bases 126 to 3032 code for a protein of 968 amino acids. Gene Ontology annotation, cellular component: intracellular membrane-bounded organelle; early endosome membrane. The transcript has 12 exons. The record is from RefSeq and is a predicted model, not a curated record. Gene Ontology annotation, molecular function: phosphatidylinositol binding.
AAAAAAAAAAAUGAAUCAAAAUAUUGACGGCGACACAGAGCUGUAGCCCGCUCUGUACAACAUGACUUUACCCUCUUAAAUUGUUUCUCCGAAUUCAUCCACACAGGAGCCUGCCUUACCUGGUCAUGGCUCAGUCCGAGGACCUCAGUCCAUCCAUGACGGCCUUGUCUGAUUUCAUGGUGCAGAGAAAGCUCCUUGGAUUUGGUGUACUCCUGGCCUGGGUCAUCCUCUUCCAUUUACUGGUUAAUGUUUGGCUGCUCUGUGUGUUCACAAGCCUCUUAGUAGUUUUAGGUGGAUGGCUUGGCUCUCAGGCUCUUCUUGAGUCUGAAAGCGUCAUCCACCUUGAGCGUUUUAUCACCCUGGACGAGAUCCAGUCUUCUGCAGACAGCGAGAUGCAUCUAGACCACGAGAUUAAGAACACCGUUUCGAAGAUCAUCCGAGACUUUGUCUCAUCAUGGUAUAACACAGUUUCUACAGAGCGUGAAUUUGAGGAUGAGAUCCACAACGCCAUGAUAUCGAUGGCAAUGGAGCUUAAACUUCGAGCAAAGAAAGUGGACAGGAAAGCUUUAACUGCAAAGAUAUUAGAUCUUUGCGGAUGUCAUCUUCAGUGCUACAUACAAGCUAAGGAAAUCAUGGCUGGAAAAGCAGGCAAGGACCGAAGUUUGAGUGCUCAUGAGAGUCUCUGGGAGGCAUACAGCAUGUCUUGCAUUUCUCACCCAGCUCUUCAGAGUUCUGCCGUAGAAGUGAACUACGCACGUGCAAUUGUGGAUUUGCUUUUACAUGUUCUUGUCCCUCCACCACAUCUUGAAACCAGAACAGGGAGAUUUGUUGUGUGUGAACUUAUAACAUGCAAUGUUCUUUUGCCUUUAAUUGCAAAGCUGUCUGAUCCAGACUGGUUAAACAUGUUAAUUGUGGAUGUGUUUACAAGGUCCAAAAAUCCAGAAACCAAACCAACUGAUGAAAUGGCAUCUUCUCCAAUAAUGGUUUUAGGUGAAGAAACGUCACAGGAUGUUGAGGUUUCAGCUUCUCUGACCUUAAAAAUCAAGCCUGACCUUCCCAGUGUGACGGAUGCGCCAACACCUUAUUUGACAAAUCCCGAUGUUCUUAAUUCUGCAGAUCUUUUCUGUCAACAGAACCAAGAGGAUGAAGGAUCAAGACAGUCAUUUUCUUCAGAGCAUCCCGGUUUCAAUUCAAAGGAUUAUUUGCGACCCCAGAAAUCAAAUCCCUUCUAUCAAGAAACAGACUCUGAUUUAGAGUCUCCUCUAAAUGAUUUCAAAAGGAGCUCCUUGGAAUCGCUGGUUCUUCUAUGUGCAGAAGAAGAAAUGUCAGAGCCAGUUACAGAAUCUUCCCUGCUUACAGAUGGAAUACUUGACCCCAAAGAUGAGCCCCAUGUCUAUUCUAAUGCACCAAGGCUUUCGGAGAUACAAGAACAACCCAUUGAUACUACUGAUGGGACAGAUGAAUUGUCUUCAAGCUUUUGUGCUCUUCGAGAGAUUGAAAAGGGUACAACGAAAUCAGAAAUGACUGGCGUGGAGACCUUAGGGUUGGUAAACUCCAAUGGACUGACUCUGUCAGAAACUCUUCAAGCUUCUUCACCUUCAGCUGGAUCCAUGCCGCUCUCUCCAUUCUCAUUCGAACCUCUCAGUAGUCCUGAAGGCCCAGUUGUUAUUCAGAACCUUCGUAUCACGGGAACCAUCACAGCUAAAGAACACAGAGGCACUGGCUCUCAUCCUUACACACUCUACACUGUAAAGUAUGAGACAGCUGCGGACUCUGAGAAUCCUGGCACAUUGCAGUCAGUGGCUUAUCACAUGGUUAAUCGGCGCUAUAGUGAAUUCCUGAACCUGCAGACCCGAUUAGAGGAGAAACCAGAAUUGCGUAAAAUUCUCAAACAUAUUAAAGGACCUAAGAAAAUCUUUCCUGACCUUCCUUUUGGAAACAUGGACAGUGACCGAGUUGAGGCCCGAAAAAGUUUAUUGGAAACGUUUCUUAAGCAACUUUGUGCAAUACCUGAAACUGCCAACAGCAUAGAAAUGCAAGAGUUUCUUGCUCUUAACACCGACGCGAGGAUUGCUUUUGUAAAGAAGCCGUUCGUCUCACGAAUCGACAAGAUUGUGAUGAAUGCUAUAGUUGAUACGCUAAAGACAGCCUUUCCCCGCUCUGAGCCACAAAGCCCCACAGAUGAAGUGGAUGUUGAGCCUGAUGGGAAAUUACCUUCAGACAGGAAGAGCAAGUCCAGGAUGAGAUUUUCCAGUAAAAUUGCCCCUGCACUUAAUGUGGCUGACAUGAAGCCGAAAGUGCUUUACUGCUUUGAUGAGGGGAGCACCGUUUUCAAUGGCCUCACCAUGAAUAGUCUAGAGGGCUUUAUCCUGGAACGGGAGCAACUUGUUAAUAAAGCAUCACUCCGUGAUGCAGAUGGAGAGCGGGACGCCAGCCUCGGGGCCAAAUGUGAUACGGAGACCUGCGCAUGUUCAAAAAAGGAGUUACAAAAUAUUGUUCCAUAUCAAGGGGAAACUGUACUUGCUGACAUGGCACUGAAUGUCCUGUGUCUGCUGAUGAAGGAUCAGUGGAGUUGGCUGUGCACUGAAAAUAUCCAAAGAAGCAUCAGACUGCUGUUUGGGACCCUCAUUGAGCGGUGGCUGGAGGUUGGAGUGGCCAAUCUAACAUGUAUGCAGUACUGGGUAACUUAUUUGCGAGUGCUGCAGCAGGCUGUGUGGCCUGGGGGAACUCUGCCCACCCAUCCCCGGCCUCUGCGGACUCAGCAGCAGAAAGUUGACACCAAAAAGCAGUCACUGCAGUGUUUGAUGAAUUUGCUUCCUGAUCUUGUUUCGGAUAUGCUGGGCUCAGAGAAGUACAAGCAUUCCUGGCAGGUCGUUCUUGAUUCUCUUCAGGAUUCUACAAUAAACAGGCAUCUGGUUUACUGUGUGUGGGAUUUGCUACUUGAAUUCCUAAUCCCUGAACUGUCUGAUGACGACUUUCAAAAGAUGCUGCUCCAGAGUCUUUCUAAAAAUGCGGAGAAGCUACCACCCUAGGAACUUUUGACAGAAACAUGUUUCAGCAACCACCUACCCUCAACGAAAUGAGUCUGGUCAGUUGAGUAGUUUCAGUGUAAGCAACAAAGAAUAUGUGCGUGGUCUGGUCUGACUCUAAUUUAGCCCUUACGUGUCUGAAUCUUGCACACAAUAUGCGCAUCUGGCCUAGCUUUGAUUAGUGGCCACCUGUUUUGCAUUUUAGCAGGCCCCGACUGAUCUCCAAAACACCCCUGGACCGGAUCUAAAUUAAGGGAGAGCCCUCUUCUCAGGCUCUUAUCCACCUUCUUCCGACAUGAACUCUGGGCAAACCUUUAACAGAUGGACUUGUAUUAAAAUGCAUUAAACUUAACUUGGCCCUGUUUGGCUGAGUUUGUAUUUAAAAUUACUUUAAGGAUACUUGUUGAGCAUUUAUUUUGAUCCUUGGCAUGGGCACAUUUGUCUCUCAUUUGCUUAUGAUUCUUAACUCUAACUUCCUGAUGUAUCUUCCUCCACUUUAUUUAGGUUGAAGUGUUUUUCCAUGUGAGCUGGCAUGAAGUUUAGUGUCAUGUUGAAACUGUACAUUCUUCAGGGGAUAUUUUACAGCUUAAUCUUGUCUGUUUAGAGGGUGGGUAAUUUCCUACUUUUUAUGGUUGGCCUUAAAGAAAAUGCUGCUUAGUAUAUAGCUUUAAAUAAUACAGAGAAGAAUGCAGAGUGGUCUUUCCAUUCCAUUCCAGUUUCCUAUUCUAAAUAUUGUUGGACAUAGAUAGCUGUUAACACAGUUAAGUUCUUGUAAAUAUACUAACCCAUUUCAUUAGAUAUAAAUUCUAAAGUAUUUUCCUCAAACUUGUGCACUUUGUUGAAAUCAUAAAGAAUAUUAAUAUUAAUAGGAAUAUUGAUGUCUAAAACAGCAAAAGAAAUGUAUUAUCUGCCUUAACAUGUUUGUAAUUCUGUUUUGUAUGUAAAGCAGAUUUUACAAGGAAUGGAUCAAAAGCCAUGAAAAGUCAUUCCUUAGUGGUAAAUAUGUUUAACUUUCAUCAGUGGUCUAAUCUGCAUUAUGUCCCCCAAUAUAGUGACCAUUGUGAAAUGUUGAAAAAUCCACUAGUCCCUAUUAUGUGAUAUUAUGUGAUGUUAAAUGUGUAUGCUUAAAUUAUUGCUUUACUUGUUAUUGUCUGAAUAGAGAAACUGCGUUGUAAGACAUGAUAUGUAUUGUAAUUAAAUGCUAAAAGAACUGAUUUAAGAUUCCUGCAUAAAUAUCAUGUGCAUAUGAGCUCUGUAAAGAACCUGUUUAUUUGUUUUGCAAAUGUAAAUGCGUCUUUUUUGUCAAUUAACACUGAUACAAUUACAGAUUUAGCCACUCGUA